AUGAGCUUCACAAGUUACAGUCGAUAUGAAGAACACGAUGGCGAUGGCAAUUCCUAUUCACACAGCAGCAUUGUGGUUCACGAAUUGACCGAUGGGGAGACCAAUGCACUUCUUGCCAAUGAACACGUCAGCACUCCCAGCCUAUCACCGAGCAUGUUACAAGCUCCUCAGCCUGAUUAUGAGAUUGAAAGCGGUUCAUCAGAAGCAGAAUACGAUAGCGACUUUAUCUUUACCGAUGAUGAUGAUAGCGAUGAAUGGGACAUGGAUCAUUGGUUUCCUUCACUCUUUCGCAAGUCCAUUAUUGAGUAUCUGGAGGAGGACGAUGAAGACGCUGUGAUGCUGGACCAUCCAUUUGAUAUCCUAUCCUCGAAUGAAGUGGCCGAAAUUGAAGAAGCCCAUGAUGAUGAUGAUGAACAACCAAUAAGAUCGGGAGGAAGACAUCAUCAACAAAGUACAACAACAACAUCAUCCCCGCGUAAACGAUCCAAGCAUAGACAUCAUCGUCAUAAGAGGAACCACCAUCACCAUGACGACGACGACGAUAAUGAACAACAACCAACCGAUGAUACACCCGUUCCAGUAGUUGUCCACAUUGUGAUGUAG
Molecule: messenger RNA, 603 nt
Organism: Lichtheimia ornata
Lineage: Eukaryota; Fungi; Mucoromycota; Mucoromycetes; Mucorales; Lichtheimiaceae
Exons: 1
Coding region: 1-603 (200 amino acids)
Source: RefSeq, a predicted model, not a curated record